AUGGAGCCAGAUAACAGCCCACGAAAGAUCCAGUUCACCGUGCCGCUGCUGGAGCCGCACCUGGACCCCGAGGCGGCCGAACAGAUUCGGAGGCGCCGCCCCACCCCUGCCACACUUGUGCUGACCAGUGACCAGUCAUCCCCAGAGAUAGAUGAAGACAGGAUCCCCAACCCACUUCUCAAGUCCACUUUGUCAAUGUCUCCACGGCAACGGAAGAAGAUGACAAGGACCACACCCACCAUGAAAGAGCUCCAGACGAUGGUUGAGCAUCACCUAGGGCAACAGAAGCAAGGAGAGGAACCUGAGGAAGCUACUGAGAGCACAGGGACCUGCCCACUUGAGAUCCCAGACACAGGCUCAGCAUCAAGGCUGGGUACUCCUGGGAUAGCACAAAAGCCUGCAGCAUCCACCCCCAAGAUUCAGGAGCAGUGUGGUGUGCAGCCCAGAACAAAGGACCCUUCAGCCCCCUUGCCACCAGCGGAUUCCCAGGGAACCAGCUUGUGCUCCACAGCCAAAAAGGGCAUAGUCCGGGUGGUGCCGCAGACAGCCUUCCCCUGGGCCUCUCGCCAUACUCAGAUGACAGCUAUAAAGACACGUGAGAGAGCUUUUGCCUUGUGA
Messenger RNA from Arvicola amphibius (Eurasian water vole), 618 nucleotides. It is a transcript of the gene Ppp1r1a, whose product is annotated as protein phosphatase 1 regulatory inhibitor subunit 1A. Gene Ontology annotation, molecular function: protein phosphatase inhibitor activity. Gene Ontology annotation, biological process: intracellular signal transduction. Lineage: Eukaryota; Metazoa; Chordata; Mammalia; Rodentia; Cricetidae. The record is from RefSeq and is a predicted model, not a curated record. The transcript is spliced from 7 exons. Bases 1 to 618 code for a protein of 205 amino acids. Gene Ontology annotation, cellular component: cytoplasm.